This is a messenger RNA of Mercurialis annua (annual mercury), 1874 nucleotides long. RefSeq names its product F-box/LRR-repeat protein At5g02910-like. The record is from RefSeq and is a predicted model, not a curated record. Gene Ontology annotation, molecular function: protein binding. Lineage: Eukaryota; Viridiplantae; Streptophyta; Magnoliopsida; Malpighiales; Euphorbiaceae. Bases 265 to 1695 code for a protein of 476 amino acids. The transcript is spliced from 3 exons.
CUUAAUUAGGACUCUUGUAUUAGUUUGUAUAUAUAUUGACAGUGGAAUACAAAAUACAAUACAACAGUUUACACCAACAAAUGUUCUGAUUGUUUAAACUGGGUAGUCUCCAAUUUUCGGUCUAUAGACGAAUUGUUUUGUCAAAUCAAAAGUUGAGUUGGGUGAUGUUUGGUUUUUGGUGUUUAAUGAUAUUUUUGUGUUUAGUGAAUUUGUAAUUGUGACUUAUCCAUAUUCUUGAAUUUGAAGGAAGGUAGGGUUACAGAUAUGAAUAAGCAUAAGAAGAAAGCUAACAGGGGACUCAAAUCUGUUGGAGAAGAUCGCAUUAGUGAGUUGCCUGAUGAGAUUAUAAUCCAUAUCCUCUCUUUUUUGCCAUCAACCAAAUCAUGUGUAAAGACUUCAGUUUUAUCCAAAAGAUGGCACAAUCUUUGGACCUGUGUGCCUAAUCUCAUUUUCUCUCAAUCUCACUUCUCACGUUUCGUGUUUGAUGAAGUAGACUGCCUCAAAAGAGUGGUCAACAAAACGCUAGCCCUCCACUCCUUUUCAAAGCUCAAUAGUUUCUCCAUCCAAGUUCCAGAUUUACGCCAACUGUAUCCGUCGAUUGAGUUGUGGCUUCAAUUAGCGGUAAAAAGGGCAGUUGAGUCCCUUACUUUAGAUUUCUUGGACAUUCCCCGAAGCCCGAGUGAUCGUCCCUCUGCUGGUUAUUUGUUGCCUCAGUUCGUGUACUCCAACUCCCAUAUGCAAAUUUUAACUACCAAGUUUUGUGAGUUUGUGCCUCAUGGGAGAAUUUCAUGGUCAGCCCUCAAAAAGUUGAGCAUACGGCAAUCACUUUUGAAUGAUGAAGUCAUUCAAAAUAUUUUGAAUGGGACUCCAGCUCUUGAAAACUUGCAGUUGAUCUUUUGCUGCGGAGUCAAAUUGCUCGACUUAUCUUCAAAACCUAAGUUGAAAAAGUUGGUCAUAAAGGUUAAUGAAUAUUGUUUAAUGGGUAGCGAUUAUAAUUAUGAGCUUAAAAUUGUGGGUCCUUAUUUGGAGACAUUGAAAAUUUUGGGGUUGUGGGGACUUUUCAAGUGCAAGUUGAUGAAAAUGUCAUCUUUAAUGGGAGCCACCCUGGAUUUUGGAGUUUUUAAUGAUGGAGAUGAGUCCCAAGUUAGGCGUCAAAAUAUGGCCAAGGAGCUCCUUGAGAAUGUUCUUCAUGCUGAGCAACUAAAACUGAAGAAUCAUUGUACCGAGGCUCUCUCAAAGUUGAGGAUGGACGUUCUGGUGUCUCUAUCAUCAAAUUUGAAAUCUCUAGAUGUUGAUUGUCACGGUAGAAGUUACCUCCGCGGGAUUGAACGCGUUCUUUGUUGCGCACAUAAGCUGGAGAAGUUAGUUAUAUUUUUCAACUACAGCAGGUCUUCUACGGCUAAGAAAAACUGUCAUUUGCAGUCAGAACCUGAUGAUUACGGAAAGAAUUAUUGGAGAAAUGCAGAGAUACCGAGUUGUUUGGAUUCCCAUCUCAAGACUAUCGUGAUAUCUGGUGAAUUAAGAAGUAGAGUUGUAUUGGAAUUUCUGCAGUUCUUGCUUAUGAAUUCAAAUAUAUUGGAGAAGAUGAUCGUACAAAAUUGUUUUAACCAUCAAACACCUUUGAGAUUGGCUGAGAAGUUGUCAAGAUAUCCAAGGUCUUCGCAGCAAGCAUUGUUUCUAGUAGAUCCUAAAUAACAACAAAUAGCAGUCUCUUUAUACGUGCCUGAGACUAGGAAAGUUUGCAGCCGUGAACUGUGGGUUGCGCCUGCAAUUUAAACAUGUCGCCCUCGCAAAAAAUAUUAUGUAACUUUGAAAUUAUAAAAUUUGAGAUUUCUCCAAAACAUUCCAAAUUAUGUUUUGAGUGUUUUAAGAUA